AUGGCGUCUUUUGCGCUAACGUUACAUAUUCCGUCGGUGGUGUCAGUGAGGAACACUAAACUCGGACGGAGUGUCAGUGACGGGCCUGAAGGCGGCCGGAAUUGGUCUGGACUUGCAAAGUUGUCGGAGAAAUCGAAGAGUAGACGAGGUUAUGGUCUCGUCUGCAAGGCAGAGCUCUCAGAGCUAGCUCCAGUCGUCUCUGCUGGUUAUGGUGUUCUUCUUCUAGGAGGCGGUCUCUUCGCUUAUAGCAAAUCUGGAAGCAAAGGUUCUCUCUUUGGGGGUUUGACUGGUUCUGUCCUUAUGGCAUCUGCAUACUUCCUUACGAAAUCACCAGAGACAAGAGUCCUCGGUGAUAUCAUAGGUCUCGGCUCUGCCUUCCUCUUCGCUUCUGUCUUCGGAGUUCGUUUAGCAUCUUCCCGGAAACCAGUCCCAUCAGGGCCGCUUCUACUUCUUUCCAUCGCCAUCUUGUCCUUCUUCGUAAUGGCGUACAUGCACGACAGUUUACCAGCUAUUCCCAUACCUGAUCCACUACCUCUAUCUUAG
Messenger RNA from Microthlaspi erraticum, 543 nucleotides. Lineage: Eukaryota; Viridiplantae; Streptophyta; Magnoliopsida; Brassicales; Brassicaceae. The record is from the annotation of a GenBank genome assembly.